GUUCUUCUUCUUGUUUACCCCCAGCUGGUUCCCACUUCCUCGCUCUCUCCUUUAUUUUCCUUCUUUCGAUUUUGUUGUUGUUUGGUUUUGGUUUUUCCUGUUUUUGUUAAAUGAUUUGUUAAUGAAAAUAUGGAUCAGCUUUACCUGGAGAUUGAAAUUAGCACGACGAACGCGGUUACAACAAUCUACACGAGCGUCUCUUCGUUUCUGGCCUUAUAUACACACCGCUACAUCAGCCCGAAAAAUGUGCAGGUUAAUUUCGUUAAUUCGAAAAUCGAGGGCGGCCGAAUAGCUUUACGCAGCUCCCAGCUGAGGAAGGAGCUAACGGAGCAGCAUAUCACCUGCCGGGAGGCGGCUACGCUGCCAGCGAUCCGGGACCUGAAGUUGCCCAUCUACGAGAAGGAUGGAAAUACCUAUAUAGCAGGAACCUGUGCCGUUUGCAGAGAGCUUAUUGCCCGGCAAUCCAAUGAGGAACUUAAAAAACUCCUGGGCUUCAAGGGUAGCUGCCUAUUGGCUCCCUCUGAGUCUUCCAUUUGGACGAGAUUCUGCGAACUGGAUGUGGUGGAGGUUGUCAGUGGCCUGCACAAUGGCCAGAUCUUGGAGUCGGUGCCACCGGAGGUUGUGAGAUUCGAACAGCAUAUGAACGAACCGGUGCGAAUGCACAACAUCUACAAGCAGGCAAGGGAACAGGCCAAUCAGACGGAGAAUGGCGACAAAGUGAAGAAGCGUGAUCGCGUGGAGAUCAAGUGCACAACGCCAAAGGAGCAGCUGCUCAUAGAGCAUCGAUUUGCCGAAGGCAUUAGCUUCACCAUAGCCGAUCUCAUCCUUUAUCCCCUGCUCAAGAUCGUCUUCCAGCAUUGCGGCCAGAUGUUACCGCACUUUCCACUCACCAGCACUUGGUUUAGCGAGAUUGAUUCCUUUGAUGAUAGCUGCGCCAGGAUCCUGAAGGAGCUGUAUGUGCCUCACACAGUAAAGACGCCGCCUGGUGAGCUUGGUAUUCCCGACUGUGAGGCCACUAGUCUGUACAAAGCCGAUCCAAAACGCUACAAGCCGCGGAAUCGCAUAUAUACCAGCCAGUCGGAGGUGGAGACAGCUCUGGGAAAACUCUCCGCUUUGCAACUGCAAUUUAACUCGGACUCCAAUGAGAGCUAUGGACAGCAGAUCAUUGACUGGGAGCUAAUAGAGCCUUCUCAUGCCAAGAGCUCAGCUCUGCCAAAGGAGCGGCUGGAACGCAAGCGUCAGCAGCUGGAGAAUAUGGCAAAUGCGGUGGUUUCACUGGCGCAGCCCGGUGACCGUAUUGUCGACUUCUGCAGCGGCACCGGCCACCUGGCCAUCUUGCUGGCCCUCAAAUUGCCUCAGUGCACCGUGAUUGUGAUGGAAAACAAGGCCUUCUCGCUUAGCCAGGCCCAGAAGCGAGCCCUGGAGCUUGGCCUGCGCAACUGCGUCUUCUACCAAUGCAAUAUAGAUUACUUUGUGGGUUACUUUGACAUCGGUGCCUCCCUACAUGCCUGCGGCACGGCCACCGACAUUGUCCUGCAGCAGUGUCGUCGCGCAAAGGCCCACUUUGUCUGCUGCCCUUGCUGCUAUGGCUCCCUGCAGCCCAUGCCGCACAUCUCUUACCCACUCAGCGAGUCCUUUCGUCGGGUUUUGGGCUCGAAGGAUUAUCUGUACAUUGCCCAUGCGGCGGAUCAGGCUCAUGAGAUGGGCACCACGAACUGUAAGCCGGAGACGACGCUGCAGGGCAUGCUCUGCAUGUCUGUGGUGGACACCGACCGCUUGCUGCAGGCUGAGGAGGCGGGCUAUCAGGUGAUCCUCACACGCCUGAAGCCGGAGCAGUGCACGCCAAAGAAUCACCUGCUAGUCGGACGUUUUGUCAAACAGAACUGAACAACUUGUAAAACUGUCACAAAAACUACAAAUAAAUGAAUUUUUCCACUUUUCGAAAAGAUUUUAAAGUUUAUAUUGGGAAUAGUUAAAUCGGGAAAGCAUGGAAGAGAUAACGGGUGCUCUAUGUCCAGGUAAUAACGGGACAUCGUGCGAUCCAGAGCAUGAACAUAAUUAAGUUCAAAUAUUUCUCCAGUUAUAAGACAAGUUGUGAACAUUUCGAUUUUUUGUAUAAAAAAACUAGAUUACUGGCGGAAAUUACUCUAGAAGCUAGAAGAGCUUUUAAAAAUAAUAAAACUAGCCACAUGGUUUCAGGAGUCAUCUCUUACAAACA
Messenger RNA from Drosophila serrata, 2218 nucleotides. Its product is annotated as glutathione S-transferase C-terminal domain-containing protein homolog. Gene Ontology annotation, cellular component: cytoplasm. NCBI's taxonomy places the organism in Eukaryota, Metazoa, Arthropoda, Insecta, Diptera, Drosophilidae. The record is from RefSeq and is a predicted model, not a curated record.